Messenger RNA from Lepisosteus oculatus (spotted gar), 2348 nucleotides. Its product is annotated as dentin sialophosphoprotein. Lineage: Eukaryota; Metazoa; Chordata; Actinopteri; Semionotiformes; Lepisosteidae. The record is from RefSeq and is a predicted model, not a curated record.
AGCUUGUGUGUUACCUGCCCUUUCUUUGUUCCUGUGAUAUCUGUCUUCACUGAAAAGAUGUUGUGCCGAAAUCUUUUAAUAUGUUCUUCUCUGCUAAUACUUGCGGCUGUGGUUGCAACUGCUCCUGUAGAAGAAAAAGAGACCGAAGAAGUUGAAAUCGAAGAGGUAGAAGAAACUGAGGCACUUUCAGAGGAAGAGGAAGAUGAUGAUGACACCAAAAGUCAGGAUAUGAAUAUGGGAACUGGAACUCAGAAGACUACCCCUACAUCGAAAGAUAAAGGUACAGGAAGUCAACAGGACAGUUCUGAAACAGAUCCUAAUGGAAAGAAGCAGAGCAGUGGCAGCGCCACACAGACUGAUCCCAACACAUCAAGCAGUACCUCUGGAGAGGCAGGAACUAAGGAUAUUGGCAUCCAGACAGGUUCAAGCACUGAAACAGCCGCAACAGGUGAACAAGGAAGCUCAAGCUCACAAGCACACUCCACAGGUUCUGGAGGUCAACAAGGGAACACUGCAGAUACCAUCAUUGAUGGAGAUCCCACAGUAACAGAUCAGCAAAGCAGUUCUCAGGUAGAUGCAAAUGGUGCUGGAAGUGUCUUUGGCACAAGUUUACAGAUAGAGCAACCAGGUUCAGAAGCACAUUCUGACUCUCGAACAGAGUUUAAUGGAAAUGGGAAUAAGCUUAUGGCUGGAUCUUACACUGGAACUACAGGAGCAGACCAUCAGCAAAACAUUCCUUCUGAGACCCAUUCUGCAGACUACCCAGAUCAAACUGCUGCAAGUGCCCAAGCAGAUUUGACAGGAAACGCAUCAAGUGCCGAGGUUCUUACAGAGUCAACAGCCAGUGGAGCUAUAGAUCCUACCAACACCGGCUCCCAGACGGACAUCACAGAUACAGGUCAUCAGCUCAGCACUAGUUUCAGCACAGAUUCUACAGAUUCAACUAGUUCACAGAUGGAUCAAAGAGGAGACCAUCACAAUAGUAGCUCUCAACAAGACAGAACAGGGGAUCCUUCUUCAAGCAGUUCACCAACAGAUCCCUUGGGAGAACAGGCAGGAAGUACCACACAACCAGAGACAUCAGGGAAUCAACAAGAAAUCAGCUCACUGACACCAGACUCCACAGGCACAACAGAUCAGAUAAUAUCUAGUAACUACACAGGCUCUACAGUUUUGGGUGCAGGAGAACAUGCUGAUACCAGUCUGCAUACAGAUACAACAGAUAAUGUGGGCGUUCAGGCAAGUACAAGCUCACAAACAGAACCUUCAUCUAUGGAUUUUACAGAAGGUGGUACUGAUCUGGCCAGUAAUGACUCUUCAAAUUCCAACGGCAACGGUAGCCGGCAAAGACCUGUAUCACACACACAUCUUCCAGGAACAAUGAAUCACCAUGGCACCUCCUCAGAAAUACAGUCUGCAGUUGAUACAGGUACAGGAGAUAUUCAGAGCACUGGUUCACACAUAGGAGCAGGCGCAAUUCAUCGGCCGGACUUCACAGGUCCAGGAGAGCUACAGAGUUCAAGCUCACCAGAUUCUAUGGGGAUUGCAGCUGUAACCAGGGCUCAGAGUGAUGUAACAGGGAGAGAAGAUAACUCUGGAGCCAGCACAGGCAUGACAGAUUCCACAGGUUUGGUAGAACAGCAGGGUUCAAUCAUUCACACAGAAUCACCCAUUACAGGAGAUCCACAUGGCACCAUUUCUCAAACGGAUUCGACGGUUACAGCAGACCCACGUGUUAUCCGUGAUCGUUUAAGUAAUCCAGGCACCACUUCCCAGACAGAGCCAGCUGUUUCCACUGGUGAACAGUACAUCACCUCUGGUCAGGGUCCUGAAGGUGCAGAAAAUGUGGAAUUGGAGGAUACCUGCUGAUUUCCAUAUUAAACCUCGUGUCAAGAUCCUACGCUACAGCCUUGAGUGUACAGAGCAAACCGACUGGAAGAAAGACAGUGGUGACCCAACUGUUUAAUAAUAUAAUUUUUGAACCUAUUUAAAAAAGAGCCAAGUUACAAUGUUAUCUUUUAUAUUCAUUUUUUGUUUUAUCUUGCAUGAGGUCUAAUAAAAAAAGACAACUGGAUAAUCAAAUAUUGGCAGUUUUAGGAAACAAUUGUGGUAUUUAAAACAUAAGAAGCCCUCAUCCCCUUGGAACCUAGCAAAUUUUGUAAAAAAAAUGACAAUGUUAAACAAACUAUUAAAGCUUUAUUAUUAUUUUGUAAUGUGCACAAGUGCAGUGUUAGUUUUGUUAGCAAAUAUCUGAAGGAUCUGAUUAACAAUGUACUAAACUGUAAAUUGACAGAUAUAUGUCCUUUGAAAGCAUUCUUUACAUUAAAAUAAACUAUUUGGAACAUCAA